Messenger RNA from Choloepus didactylus (southern two-toed sloth), 967 nucleotides. It is a transcript of the gene GEMIN6, whose product is annotated as gem nuclear organelle associated protein 6. Gene Ontology annotation, biological process: spliceosomal snRNP assembly; spliceosomal complex assembly. The coding region runs from base 97 to 600 and encodes 167 amino acids. The record is from RefSeq and is a predicted model, not a curated record. Lineage: Eukaryota; Metazoa; Chordata; Mammalia; Pilosa; Megalonychidae. Gene Ontology annotation, molecular function: RNA binding. The transcript has 3 exons. Gene Ontology annotation, cellular component: SMN complex; nucleus.
UGGGCGGGCUCCGCUCAGGAGAUUCCUUUCUGAUAUUGUGUUUGCUGAGUACUGGCAGCUGCAAGGAAUAUUAACCGCUCUUCCCAGCUGGCAGCUAUGAAUGAAUGGAUGAAGAAAAGCCCUCUAGAGUGGCAAGAUUACAUUUACAAAGAAGUCAGAGUGGCAGCCAGCGAGAAGAAUGAGUAUAAAGGAUGGGUUUUAACGGUAGACCCAGUCUCUGCCAAUAUUGUCCUCGUGAACUUCCUUGAAGAUGGCAGCAUGUCUGUGACCGGAGUAAUGGGACAUGCUGUGCAGACAGUUGAAACUAUGAGUGAAGGGGACCAUAACGUGAGAGAGAAGUUGAUGCAUUUGUUCAUGUCUGGAGACUGCAAAGCAUACGGUCUUGAGGAUCUGGAAAAGAGGAAGAAGAGCCUAAAGACAUGGCUGGAGAAGAACCACAUCCCCAUAACUGAACAGGGAGAAUCACAAAGGACUCUCUGUGUGGCUGGGGUCCUGACUAUAGACCCACCAUAUGGUCCGGAAAAUUGCAGCAGUUCUAAUGAGAUUAUUUUGUCCCGUGUUCAGGAUCUUAUUCAGGGACAUCUUACGUCUUCACAAUGAGAGCCAAAAAUUGUGAAUGAGCUGAUUGAAAUUGACUCAAUUUUUUUUUCCUUUAUGAAAUGUUUUGAAUUUAAGUCCAUCAUAUUACAGAACUUCAAAGGCAUGUGUGUAUGUGUGUGUGUGCAUUUUAAUUCUUUGCUGUUUUGGUAAAAUCAAAAGUGUGGCUUAUGAGUACUAACUUUUUUUAGGAAAGAAAUGACCUGGGGUAAGGAGAGCAUGACACACCAUAAAAUUGACACAAGUACAUCAGAAUUGUAAGACUCUUUUCUUGUGAUGGGGACACACCUCCAUUUUUGUUAGGCAGGAAAUGUAUUUGGAAAAAUGCAACAUGUUAGAUUCAGUAUAAAAUGUUAAGGUAAAAUCAGUC